Molecule: messenger RNA, 228 nt
Organism: Dipodomys spectabilis (banner-tailed kangaroo rat)
Lineage: Eukaryota; Metazoa; Chordata; Mammalia; Rodentia; Heteromyidae
Product: host cell factor C1 regulator 1-like
Exons: 1
Coding region: 1-228 (75 amino acids)
Source: RefSeq, a predicted model, not a curated record
AUGGCCAUCCACUUCUCUACAUUGAGCCUAUAUAAUGACCACCCCUACUGCAGCCCCAGCACAGCUUUCCCACCAGCCCUGCCCUCAGUCAGAAGCCCUUGCUUUAAGCUGCUUCUCUGGUGCUACCCUGGAAGGCUAAUUACAGAGGCUCUCUGGCUGCUGAGGUUGGGGAACACUGUCAUUCCUCACUACCCUGCAAAAGCAGCUGUGGACAUAAUGGAGCUGUGA